CAGCAGAGAAAAGGGCGCGUGCCGCUCGAGACUCACCAUGGUUCUGGUGGUGGGUGCCGCCAAUGGCGUGCUGGCAUCAGGCCUACCCUCCAGGGCUGCGGCUGAUGAUCAAGGCUGUGGCAGAUGGAGGAUAACGUCAGCCUCCUCAUUCUGUGAUGCUGCUGAUGGGGAAGUGACGGCGGAGGAACUCCGACUGAGCCAAGUGACCGACAUCAGCAAGUUGAAGGGCCAGGUCUUCCAGACGCUCCUGAAUGCGAAGCUGUUGGCCGUCAACACGAGCUAUGUAAUCUACGCCUUCAAAGAGGGCAGCCUUCGGGUUAUCAACCAGAGUGCUAGGGACCACUUUCGGUUGACGAACUCGACGAAGGCGCGGAUCAUGGACCUGGCCCUGCCGCCUUCGGCCGAAGCCAAAGGCGACAACAUCUUGCUUUGUCUGGACGAAGAAGGAAAUCUUAGCAUCUUCCAGCUGGAUGUCCAGCCAGGUGCCACGGGUGCAGAGCGAACGCGCAUGUUUGAGAUGGCCUUGCGAGAUAUGGACAUGCCUCAGCGGGUGCUCCUGCACAAGGACCCUCGCUUUUUCGUGACAGCCCACGCAGCCAACAUGCGGCUGUGGAGCCUGCCUCGCAUCUUGCAGGAGAUGCCGAACCGCGGCUUGCUGCAUCCUAGCCCUGCACAGCUUCAGCACUGCUGCUCCAACGUGCUCCUGCCCAAGGGCUCUUCGCAAAUCCGCGACGUGGCCAUCUCUGCUGACGGCAGCUGUUUGGUUGCCAUCACUGCGGACAGCCUUUUCGUGUGGAGGAUCUCUGCGGAUGCGAGCACGGGCGCCACAGGCCUGCAGCUCAUCCAGCACUUGGCCAUGGCCGAGGACUUUACGGAGGGGCUCCACAUGCUGCGCUUCGUCGGCACGCAAUUCCAGGCCAUGGUGGCAGCCUCUGCCAGCGGCUGCGACCUGCUGGUGUACAGCUUCGACCCAGCCAGCCCAGCGCCUGUUGGGCAGCUGCUGCAGUCUGUGCAACUGGCACCUCCAGGUUCCACAGCUACGGCAUGUCUGGAGGUUGACAGAACGGAGUCAAAGACGCUGGCAGUGAGCUUUGCAAAUCGCAGAUGCUUCCUCUUGCUGCCUUUGGCCAUGGGAUGGUCGACGUCAUCCAGGAUCGCUUUCCCCUACGUGCAGCGCUUCGGAGCAGAAGCGCCUGGCAGCAAGCACACCCUCAUGACGGCAAUGUCCCGGCAGAACAAGAAGACCCUCUUCCUCUACAGAGCCAUGAGCACUUCUGGGGAGGACGGCAAGUGGGACAUCGUGGUGCACCAGCCCAGUGAGGAGAGCAUUCGACCCGAGGAGCCUGUUCCGAGUGGUAGUAGCUCCAGCGAGGCGAAGGCUGGAGAGGGGGAGACUGUGGAUACUUCGCCGCAAGUGCAUGGUCAUGGUGUCGAGGCAGAGGAGGCCAUGGGCGACGUGCUGGGCGAUGAGCCAGACAACUUUGAGGCUUCCGGCUCCACACGAAGACAUGAAGAUGUUGAUUGGCGCUUUGUGAAGCAGAUCGCUGCAUCCUUCGUUCGUGGGCUGGAGAAGAGGCGAGGAGAGCUGGCCGAAAAGAUCAUUGCAGAGGUCGUGACCGUUACAAAGUCAAGAGGCAAAAAGAACGGGGCGGGGGAAUCGGAAGUCCUGGACCAGGUGCUUGCCAAGGUGAGAGAAGCGCGGGAGGCGCAAGCAGCCAGCCAAAAUAAUUUGCACACUGCAGCUCGACAGGCUGCCGACGCAUGGACCGAGACUUCUGCGGCGAGCAUGUCGUCUCUCAUGUCGAAGGAGUUCGGCAAGAUCUCAGAUGGAGUGGCAGUUAAUCUGGCUCAGCAGCUGUCGCAGUCCAGGAAGUUCUGUGAAGCACUGGCCAGAGGUGUGCAGAAAUCGGGCGCAGCCGCCACGAAACAGGCGCUGGAAGCGCUGCGGCCGCCCAAGCAGAUCCAGGAAACUGUGGGCAGUGCCCUGGGCGAGGCGCUUCAAGAGGCGCUCACUCCCGUCUUCAAGUCGGAGCUCCGGUCGCACUUUGAGCAAGAGCUUGGCCCACUGAUCGGUCAGCGGGUCAGCGAAAUGCUGUCAGUCUUUCGGGAGCGGAUGACGGAGUGCCUGGAGGACAUCGCCACCGAGCACGAGCAGGCCGCCCAGCGGCUGGGCCGUGAUCUUGCUCCGCUGGUUGCUGAGGAGUUGCAGCAGGUGAAGCACCUCAUGCAGAGCUCAGGCAGCUCUGCGUCUAUUUCUGAGGCGCAGCUAGACGAGCUCACUCGCGCAGUCGAGGUGGAGGUUAUCCAUCCCUUGCAUGCGCGGGUGAAGCAGCUGACAGUGCAGGUGCAGGCACUGCGUGCGGAGGCGGAGGAGCUUCAGAGCCGUGCAGGAGAAGGCUCAGCAGACAGCUCCGAGGCGGAGGCCGCGCAGGCCCGCGAGCUGCAGCGACUCUUCCACGAUAGGGCAGAGGAUGCCUUCGUGCGCGCGCUGCAGAAGCAGAAGCAAGCGAGACACCAGGACUUCCUAGAGCAGCUGUGCUCCCUCGUGCCUCAGCCGGAUGCAUGGCUGACGGAGGAUCCCUCUGGCAGCACCCUAAGCACCGAGGUCAAAAUGAAUCUCAUGCAUGCGUUGACACACCAGCUCUCCAGCAAGUCAUUGGACGAGUCCGUCUUCCAGCGCAAGGUGGAGUGGAUUGAGGAGCUGUGGCUGGCUUUGGACCUUGGUGACAAGGCCGUUGACAAGCUGGCCAGAGGUCUUUGUGCACAGCUCAUCGAGGCGCUGGAGCAUGCUGCCGAGGGGCCUGGCAGGGAGCAGGCGCUGCGCAAGCUCAAGCGCACGCUGCAACAUGCAAGCAAGAUGAUGUCGCGGGAGUGAGAAUGGCGGGCUGGGCAUUCUGCCAUGUUUUCUGUUACAGCAAGGCAUGCCAGAUGCUGGCACUAGGCCAUGCAGCCAGGCAAAGCUUUUCGGAGUUCUGCUGUGGCACAUGGAUGCG
Molecule: messenger RNA, 2993 nt
Organism: Effrenium voratum
Lineage: Eukaryota; Dinophyceae; Suessiales; Symbiodiniaceae
Source: the annotation of a GenBank genome assembly